Messenger RNA from Acaulospora colombiana, 816 nucleotides. The record is from the annotation of a GenBank genome assembly. Lineage: Eukaryota; Fungi; Glomeromycota; Glomeromycetes; Diversisporales; Acaulosporaceae.
AUGGAAAGCGGGGAACUUGCAAAAAGACUUUCCUUAUUAGAAGAUCAGAAAAAUUUAUUACUAGCAAACGCAAAACAAAACGGUUGGUUUUGCGACGACGACGACGACUCUUCGGUAGAUUAUAGAGAGGAAACUGUAGAAAAAUUAACACCUGUAAACAUGGUCCAUGCUGAAGAUAUAUUGGUCGAACGACAAAGUCUUUCAACUUUGGAGUUCAGAGUGUAUCACUUGGAAAAAUCGAUCUUUGGGCACGAAGCACGUUCUAAUAAAGUUUUGGCUUACGAAAGAUUAAAAGAGCAACUUACAUUGCUAAAACGAGUUGACGAAAUUAAGAAAGAGUUUAACGCUAUAAUCCGUGAUGGAGCCGAUGGAUUGAAAUCUUUUCUCGAGAUUUACGACCAGGUUUCGGAACUCAUAUCUCCUUUCAAAGACUCGGCACUUGCAAUGGAAAGAGCUAUACUCACGCCUGAGGCUAAAGCAGAAAUCAUUUGCUCGUCGGCCGAAGAAUUAGAAACGGUAGCAGAGAAUUUGAAACAGAUUGAGGAGUUGAAGGGUAUAAUUGAUGCGCCCGAAUUUAAAGGUCUUGAUAAACUCUUUCCUCAAAUUACACCCAUCGAAACCGAAAACAUUAGCCAAAUAUCUAAAACAAAUGAAAUGUCUACUCGCUUAACAUCCUUAAUGGAUAGAUAUAACAACACCGUAUCCUUUUCAACCGACAUUAACACACUUUCAGAAAUCUUUAUUUCCUGGGAUCACAUUCUUUCGACACUUGACGUUAAUAUAUCUGCGUUGGAGCGAGCGAAAGCAAGGGGUUAA